UUCCCAACUUGCCAAUUUGCAAAACAACUCUUCAUUUGCAUAACUGCCAGAAGUCAGCAGUUAUUCAUCGUCGCCGGAGAAGGCAAUUAAUUACUAGUUAUAAGUGCUUAAGACAUACUUUUAUAUUUGUGUGGAGAUGGAAAGAACAGCAACCUACGAGAAGGAUCUCAAUCUUAAGGCAACUGAACUAAGAUUAGGUUUGCCUGGAAUAGAUGAACCAGAGAAACAAUCUUCUUCUGCUUCUACUAGUGCUAAAUAUAGCAAGAAAAGAACAUCAUCAGAGAUGGAUAACUCAUCUAGUGGAAAGGAAAAUGAACAAGACUCAGCCCCAGCACCAAAAGCACAAGUUGUUGGCUGGCCACCAGUUCGAUCUUACAGAAAGAAUGUGUUACAAAUCAAGAAAUCCGAGUCUGAUAAUUCCUCAGGGAUGUACUUAAAAGUUAGCAUGGAUGGAGCACCUUACUUGAGGAAAAUUGACCUUAAGGUUUACAACAGUUACCCAGAGCUACUCAAGGCUUUACAAAACAUGUUCAAGUGCACCAUUGGAGUAUACACAGAAAGAGAAGGAUACAAUGGAUCUGAUUAUGCACCAACAUAUGAAGACAAGGAUGGUGAUUGGAUGCUAGUUGGAGAUGUACCAUGGGAUAUGUUCCUUAACUCUUGCAGAAGGCUUAGAAUUAUGAAAGGAUCUGAAGCUAAAGGUUUGGCAUGCCUAUAGGUUGUGGACAUAGGCCUUAAAAUUUAAAAUAGAAAAGGAUCCAUGAAAUAUAUGUCCUUAUAAAGCAACAGCUUUAUAAUUGGGGUUUUAACAUGGAAUUACAUACAGAUAGCAGAUCUAGGAUGAACAAGAGAAAGACAAGAUCUUGUAUGAUUUCAGUUUUGUAACUGCUAGCCCAGCAACGCAUAUACAGUUGCAUGGGAUAGAUCUAGAUCUAAGCUUGUACAAAAAGUUCUUUUUUUUUCCUUUACUUUUUUCAAGAAUCUACUUUGUAUUAUUUACGAUAGGAGUAUAUAUAUAUACCGGAAUACAAAAUUUAGCAAAGA
This is a messenger RNA of Nicotiana tabacum (common tobacco), 1044 nucleotides long. Its product is annotated as auxin-induced protein 22D. Gene Ontology annotation, cellular component: nucleus. Gene Ontology annotation, biological process: regulation of DNA-templated transcription. NCBI's taxonomy places the organism in Eukaryota, Viridiplantae, Streptophyta, Magnoliopsida, Solanales, Solanaceae. The record is from RefSeq and is a predicted model, not a curated record.